UUUGGGGACGGUGUCAGUUUCCACUGUGUGCCUUCAGCGUUGCAUUCUUCCCUCCUCCGCCCUCCUCCCGCCCGCCCGCCCGCCCGCCCUCCUUCCCUCCCCGGGUCCCCGCCACCAACUAUGAAAUAACAACAACAAUAAUACUCGUAAUAAUCAUCAUAAUAAUAAAAAAAGGAACGCGAGCGAGGCCGCGAGGCGGAGCGGGGGGCAGAGGGAGAGACAAUGGGCUGGUGGAGAGAGCACCCAUCCGGACCGGGGAGACUUUGCGCUCCCAGCGCCUGAGCCGCCCGGGCGGCGAACUCGGAGGGAGAGCGAGGGAGCGAGAAGGGCCGGUGGACGAGAGGAGGAAACCCGGGUGUUUUGUAACUAAAAUGAGCGGAGCGCAGCGGCGGCGGCGGCAAUAAGCUUAUUGCAAUUGACAGCGUCUGCAGUUCAUUUCAAGAUGGCCGCUUGGCUCACAUUCAUUUUCUGCUGAACGACUUUUAACUUUCAUUGUCUUUUUUGGCCGCUCCGAUCAUCACCCACCGGCUCCGUUUUCCGGAGCCGCACCUCGCCACGCCAAAAUGCACCGAACAACCAGAAUCAAAAUAACCGAGCUAAACCCCCAUCUCAUGUGCGUGCUCUGUGGCGGGUACUUCAUUGAUGCAACAACCAUCAUAGAGUGCCUCCACUCCUUCUGUAAGACCUGUAUCGUGCGUUACUUGGAGACCAGCAAGUAUUGUCCUAUCUGUGAUGUCCAAGUUCACAAAACUCGACCGCUUUUGAAUAUAAGGUCAGAUAAAACUCUCCAAGAUAUUGUAUACAAGCUAGUACCAGGUCUUUUCAAAAAUGAAAUGAAAAGAAGGAGGGAUUUUUAUGCUGCUCAUCCGUCAGCUGAUGCUGCCAAUGGCUCUAAUGAAGACAGGGGAGAAGUGGCUGAUGAAGACAAAAGAAUUAUAACAGACGACGAGAUAAUAAGCUUAUCCAUUGAAUUCUUUGACCAGAAUAGACUGGAAAGAAAAGGAAAUAAAGAGAAAGAAAAAUCAAAGGAAGAGGUGAAUGACAAAAGAUACUUACGCUGCCCAGCAGCAAUGACAGUGAUGCAUCUAAGAAAGUUCCUGCGGAGUAAAAUGGAUAUACCUAACACUUUUCAGAUCGAUGUGAUGUAUGAAGAGGAGCCUCUGAAGGACUACUACACCCUAAUGGACAUUGCCUACAUCUAUACCUGGAGGCGGAAUGGGCCUCUCCCCCUGAAAUACCGGGUCCGACCUACUUGCAAGAGGAUGAAGAUCAGUCACCAGAGGGAAGGCUUGAAUAAUAGCGGAGAGCUGGAAAGUGACUCUGGGAGCGACAAGGCGAGCAGCCCAGCGGGAGGCAUCCCCUCCACCUCCUCCUGUUUGCCCAGCCCCAGCACACCGGUCCAGUCUCCUCACCCCCAAUUCCCUCACAUCUCCAGCACCAUGAACGGCACCAGCAGCAGCCCCAGCAGUAACCACCAAUCCUCCUUUACCAACAGAGCACGGAAAACAUCGAUAAAUGGCUCCUCAGCCACUUCAUCCGGUUGACAAGCCAACCAGGCUACCACCCCCUCUCCUACCGCCCCCCCCUUCCCUGCCCCUCCUUUAUAUAGAUCUCUCCAUGCCAUUACAGCUUUAUAGAUGCUAAUCCAUGUGACUAUCGUCCAAAUUGCUUUCUUUUGUAGUGACACUGAACUUGGCUAUAAAAGGUGGACUAGGUGACAUUCAGGAUGGACGUUAAUGGAAACGCAAGAUUGAAAUGUAAAUUGUUUUCUGAGGACUGGGAAGCAAACAAAAGUUACACCUUCACCUGUUCUGAGUGAUGCGGCAUUGUUUCAGUCCCCAUCAUCUGGACUCCUGAAGUCAAUACAAAUCUGGGGAAGUAGUUUGUUAAUCCAGACUAAUUCCUCCAUUGCGUUCUCUUUGAUUGUUAUUGUUCUUAUGCUGUUUUGUGAAUCUGUAGAAAGCAAGUGCUUUUUCAUCUUGAAAUCCAACAAAAGGAAAAGAAUAUGCAUAGAAUAAUGCAUAUAUGUAGCCAUGUCACUGUGAAUAACAAUUUUUGCGUAUUAGCCAUUUUGAUUCUUAUGUUGCAUCUUUUACUCCUCUGUUGCUGCGCAGAACCGAUCAAAAGAAAAGUAAACUUCAGUUUUACAAUCUGUAUGCCUAAAAGCGGGUAUUACCGUUUUAUUUACUGACUUGUUUAAAUGAUUCGCUUUUGUAAGAAUCAGAUGGCAUUAUGCUUAUUGUACAAUGCCAUAUUGGUAUAUGACAUAACAGGAAACAGUAUUGUAUGAUAUAUUUAUAAAUACUAUAAAGAAAAUAUUGUGUUUCAUGCACUCAUGAUAUGGUUGUUAAAUUUCUAAACUGGUUCGACCCUUGCAGAUGCCACCUGUUUGAGCUUUGCUCAUACUGCAAGAAACACUUUGCGUGUGAGAGCUACAGUAUUGGGAAAGCACAUUCAAGUCUCUGAUAACCUGGAGGCAAUUGGCAAUCUUAAAAGGAUUUUACUGGCUUUGUCUGGUUUUUUUUUCCCAAGUGAUUUUUUUUACUUUUGCAAAUGUUGAAGUGAUGCAGUGAAGGAAAAAAAAAGUUAAGGAACAUGGAA
Messenger RNA from Calypte anna (Anna's hummingbird), 2601 nucleotides. RefSeq names its product BMI1 proto-oncogene, polycomb ring finger (gene BMI1). The transcript has 10 exons. The coding region runs from base 564 to 1544 and encodes 326 amino acids. Gene Ontology annotation, cellular component: PRC1 complex. Gene Ontology annotation, biological process: negative regulation of transcription by RNA polymerase II. The record is from RefSeq and is a predicted model, not a curated record. Gene Ontology annotation, molecular function: promoter-specific chromatin binding. Lineage: Eukaryota; Metazoa; Chordata; Aves; Apodiformes; Trochilidae.